Molecule: messenger RNA, 1563 nt
Organism: Schistocerca americana (American grasshopper)
Lineage: Eukaryota; Metazoa; Arthropoda; Insecta; Orthoptera; Acrididae
Exons: 3
Coding region: 1-1563 (520 amino acids)
Source: RefSeq, a predicted model, not a curated record
AUGACAAACACCUCAGUUAACUCCACCCCACGACAACAGCAAGGGGCAGGGAGAAGGAAAUCACAAAUCCCCACAAAACUACCGCACAGUUUCGAAAGUCCCAACCGUUUUGAUGCCUUGGGGGACUCGGAUGAGGAAGGCGAGACAACCGCCACCCCAGACGUCAACCCGCCGCCGCCACCACAACAAACUCCACAAAGGGAAACAUCAGCAGCUCCAACCGCUACGUCGCACGACGACAACUCGACUCCCGCCGUCGAGGGUCAGCAACAGUCCACCGACAGCGGAGAGGACGAGACAAAUCCCAGAAAUGUCCCACCAAUAGUGGUGUACCAACUAGAGGGAUACACAAAACUUAACAAAGCGAUAAAAGACAAGAUAUCAGGCCCCCUAAAGGCCAUCUUCCGGGGUGACUCAGUAAAGUGCCCCAUGGACCCAAAUAAUAGCUGCCUAACCGCCAAAGAGGAUGUUGUCCCGACAGAUCGCACUCUGUCGGCGGCAGCAUCCGCCACACCACCCGCCUACAGCGAUACCGCGUCCACGGUCGGCGCUUCUUGCGCCCCCUCAGGCUACCACCCCAUCUCUGCAGUUGAGCUGUUCGUGAUUAUGAAUCGCGCAGCAAAGCCAACAACACCCGCAGAAAAAGAGGCCGCGGAAAAGGCGUACAAACUUUUCGUGCGCCACGAAUUAAGCGCCGCCCUGGCACAGCUGCCGCCAACAGAGGCUUCCUAUCUGCUGAGUGGACUGCCGCGCUCGGCCUUAGAAGAGGUGAUUGUUCCGCCGGGAGUCCUGCCGGGUGUAGCAACCCAAGACGCUGCUGCCCCGGCGGAGGCGGCCCCGAGUGGUGUUGCGUCACCAGACGUGGCUACUCAAGAAGCCAGUGCUCUGCUGAUCGCCCCAACGGACAAUUCCAGUGAAGAAGCCGCUAGUGCGCCAGUCCUCGCCGUGCAGGGACUGACUGACAGCGACCACCCAAACCCAACACGGCACCCAACAACGCCAGUUCUACUAGAAAUUCCUGAAGCCAACCUGGGGACACUUCUAUCGGCAGAAAUGCCGAUGGAUGCGCAACAGGCAUCACGGAAACGACCAGCCACCUCCGACUCCGAGGAACAAACUGCAGCAACCGCGCCUGAAGGGCGCCAAACAAAAAAGAAGGCUGCUGCUGCAGACGCACCCACAGCGCCCCCUACAGCCGAGGAAGACGGUUUUACCGUACCAAACCGGCGGCACACUGCCAAGCCCAAAAGGCUUGAGAAGGUGCUCGCCCCACCGCCAGCCACAUCAAAUCGGUUCGCAGAGGCAACCGAAGUUGUCAUGGAAGCGGAACCCGCCGCCCCAGCACGUAAACAGACACGCCCCCCUCCAGUAAUCGUGACGUGGGACGACGAGUUCAUGGACCUCCGCCGCAUGAUUAAAGAAGUGGUGGAAGUAAAGUGGAAUGGGGUCGUCGCCGUCGUCGUCUGCAUCUUCUUGCAGCAGCGCUUCUGCCUCUUGAUCGAUGUUAUUGACACGCUGGGGGUCCACUCCCUCAUUCAGCGGACGAAAGUUGACUUCAAAUGA